UUGACUCUUCGUCGUGUCUGAGAAAGCCCACCCACUACCUUGGAUUACCAACAACUCCGACCGUGAGAGACAGCGACUUUCAGAAGCAAAGAUGUCGGCGACGCUCACAGGAUCGGGAACUGCUUUAGGGUUUUCGUGCUCCUCGAAGAUCUCGAAGAGAGCUUCUUCUUCUUCUUCUAACCGAUGCUGCAUCAAGAUGUCUGUUUCAGUCGACGAGAAGAAGAAAAGUUUCACCCUUCAGAAAUCAGAGGAAGCUUUUAAUGCUGCUAAGAAUCUAAUGCCUGGAGGUGUGAAUUCCCCUGUUCGAGCCUUCAAAUCCGUUGGUGGGCAACCAGUUCUGAUUGAUUCCGUUAAAGGCUCUAAAAUGUGGGACAUUGAUGGAAAUGAGUACAUUGACUACGUUGGAUCUUGGGGACCAGCUAUUAUCGGUCAUGCUGAUGAUGAGGUUCUCGCGGCUCUAGCUGAGACGAUGAAGAAAGGAACAAGCUUUGGUGCUCCUUGUCUCUUAGAGAAUGUUCUGGCUGAGAUGGUCAUAUCAGCUGUUCCUAGCAUUGAAAUGGUUCGGUUUGUCAACUCUGGUACUGAAGCUUGUAUGGGUGUGCUCCGUCUCGCCAGAGCCUUCACUAACAAAGAGAAGUUCAUCAAGUUCGAAGGAUGUUACCACGGUCACGCAAACGCCUUCCUUGUUAAAGCUGGUAGUGGUGUAGCUACUUUAGGGCUACCGGACUCACCAGGUGUCCCCAAAGCAGCUACCUCAGAUACUUUAACAGCUCCGUACAACGAUAUUGAAGCUGUUGAGAAGCUCUUUGCGGCGCAUAAAGGCGAGAUUUCUGCGGUUAUUCUCGAACCUGUUGUUGGUAACUCUGGAUUCAUUCCUCCUACACCGGAAUUCAUCAACGGUUUACGCCAGCUGACAAAAGACAACGGUGUUCUUCUCAUCUUCGAUGAAGUCAUGACAGGCUUUCGUUUAGCCUAUGGUGGAGCCCAAGAAUACUUCGGAAUCACGCCCGAUCUAACAACUCUUGGAAAAAUCAUUGGUGGGGGUCUUCCUGUGGGAGCAUACGGUGGGAGACGUGAUAUUAUGGAGAUGGUUGCGCCUGCAGGACCAAUGUACCAAGCCGGGACUCUAAGUGGUAAUCCACUGGCAAUGACCGCAGGGAUUCACACGCUGAAGAGGCUAAAGCAGCCCGGAACAUACGAGUAUUUGGACAAGAUCACAAAGGAGCUAACUAACGGAAUCUUGGCAGCCGGAAAGAAAACCGGGCAUCCAAUGUGCGGCGGUUACAUAAGCGGUAUGUUUGGUUUCUUUUUCGCAGAAGGACCGGUCUACAACUUUGCAGAUGCAAAGAAGAGCGACACAGAGAAGUUUGGUAGGUUCUUCAGGGGAAUGUUGGAAGAAGGCGUUUACUUUGCACCAUCUCAGUUCGAGGCCGGGUUUACGAGCUUGGCUCACAGUCCCAAGGAUAUAGAGUUCACGAUUGCUGCGGCCGAGAGGGUCCUCAGUAGGAUCUAGAAUGUUAUAGAAUCUUCUAUAACCCAACCCUGAGUUUAGUUUCACAAUCUUCUGUUUUGGGGACAUUAUUUACGGGUUGAUGAAAUAAGAAUUAUUGUGUAGUGAGUUGAAUUUUGUUUUUGUUUUCUUAUGUUUCAUCGGUAGAGCUUGGGAUUUUGGUAUUAUGAAAUCAUAUAUUCCUGUUAGUGUAAUUGUUUCUGUUGUAUCCUUAAGAUUUAUUAUUACUUCUUAAAAACAAUAAAUCCAUUAAACUAUAUAAUUGUGCUA
Capsella rubella is the source of this 1780-nucleotide messenger RNA. RefSeq names its product glutamate-1-semialdehyde 2,1-aminomutase 1, chloroplastic. The transcript has 4 exons. Gene Ontology annotation, molecular function: pyridoxal phosphate binding; transaminase activity; glutamate-1-semialdehyde 2,1-aminomutase activity. Lineage: Eukaryota; Viridiplantae; Streptophyta; Magnoliopsida; Brassicales; Brassicaceae. Bases 92 to 1513 code for a protein of 473 amino acids. The record is from RefSeq and is a predicted model, not a curated record. Gene Ontology annotation, biological process: tetrapyrrole biosynthetic process. Gene Ontology annotation, cellular component: chloroplast.